Messenger RNA from Ceratosolen solmsi marchali, 579 nucleotides. RefSeq lists its product as uncharacterized. The transcript has 5 exons. The coding region runs from base 13 to 579 and encodes 188 amino acids. Lineage: Eukaryota; Metazoa; Arthropoda; Insecta; Hymenoptera; Agaonidae. The record is from RefSeq and is a predicted model, not a curated record.
GUAGUUCUUGCAAUGCAACUAGCAAGUACAAAAGUAGCAAUAUUAGGGUUGUGGUUACUUUUGUAUUGGCGAUGCGCCUCCGGCAAUAAGACGAAUCUAACGAUCGACCUCAGCCGGAAAAUCCGUUCACUGCUUUUUACAAAGGGCUCCAAUAUGGGGAUUUUCUUCGCUGUGGCUAUACCCAUUGACAUACCAGAUAAGUCAGUUUCUCAGUCUUUCUACAUCGAGGCGAACUACGGAAUACCAACCAUAAACAGUGUCAUUAUCCAAAACACUCACAUGGAAAAGCGGAGCAUCGACAGACGCUUACUUUAUAACGUUAUUGAAAGUAAGCUUGAAAGUAACGGAUAUCCAGGAAGGGCGUGUCUACUGCGUACGAUAUGUGAAUCUGUAAAAUUCCCAUUUGUCGAAAAUGGCCUUGUGGGUGAUAUUAUUCGCAUAGUAUUUACGCCUUCGUCUUCGCAAAAGGAAAAUCUCGAUGCAGAAAUUGAAGAAGCCGAAUAUUCAUCGGAUUGCUCAAAAGUAUAUAAAAACUGUUCAAUAAAUUUACUCGACAUAUUUAGCCAUAGCUUCGAAUAA